UUCUACAUCACUGCUUCCCUGAUGUCAGCGCGAGAGGCAGAACAAAGGCUAAAAGGCACACGAUGGAUGCAGAUGGUGAAGAUAAAAAGCUAUGCACACGUUCAAGAGGAACCAAGGUACACGUGGAUUCGAUAGCACAGGAGCUCAGUGCCUACAAAAGCUCUAUGACGAAUAAGAGAAAAGCUGAAGAGCUGUUUUCAGGAGUUCCGGUCAACAAAAGGAAGUCUCUGUUAAUGAAACCCCGUCACUACAGUCCCAGUGUGGAAGGCAAAGGGGAAAAUGAGGACGAGACUGAACUGCAGAACAACAGCAACUUUCUCAAAGCAGAAGAGACUCCUAUAACACCAGCAAAAGCUACCCCUGAGUUGGAUGUGCCAGAAAAUGAUCAUCAAAAGAAGGACAAUUACAGUAGCUACCAGGACCUAAUGACCAAAUCUUUAAUUAACUUUGAAAAAAUAAUAAAAGAGGCACCAAAUCCCCCAGCGAAUAAUAAACUUAGUAGCAGCAAGCCCUUAAAAAUAGAGAAUAACAAUGUUGAUGAAUGUUGCAUGAUUAACUCAUUAGUAAGAAAAGACAGAAUAGGUGUUUCUGAUCUACAGUACUGUUCCUCUGAGGAUAAUGAAAGUAGUUCUGAAAUUUUGGACAAUGAAUGGGAUAGUUCAUCAAAUAUUUCUGAGGAGAUAAGUGUAAAACUUCCUUUAAAUACAACAUAUAUUGUAGGAUGUAACCAGCAAGAUGUCCUAAAAGUGCCAAGAGUCAAAACCGAAGAAAUGGAUUUUGACAGCUCUGAAGCCGUUCAUGACUUGGAUACAGGGCCACGAGAAUCACAGGAGUCGCAUGUUGAAUCUUUCAGCAACAGAAUUCAGAAUCUAUUUCCAGACAGCGAGGAAGAUGAGUGUCUGUCUGAAAAUACAGAAAUGUCAUUUGAUUUGGAUAAAACAAAACAGAACCUGAGUUUGCUAGAACGAGCAAUAGCUCUGCAGGCAGAGCAGGGUCAUGUCUUUCAUAGCACCUACAAAGAACUGGACAGAUUCUUGCUGGAGCAUCUUGCUGGUGAAAGAAGACAAGCCAAAGUGAUUGAUCUAUGUGGUAGACCAAUGUAUAACAACAAACACUUGUCUAGGCCUGAAAAGAGAGAGACCAAAUGUCCCAUUCCUGGAUGUGAUGGCACAGGGCACGUGACUGGAUUGUAUCCUCACCACCGCAGUCUUUCGGGUUGUCCACAUAAAGUUAGAGUGCCACUCGAAAUCCUUGCAAUGCAUGAAAAUGUUUUAAAGUGCCCCACUCCUGGAUGUACAGGAAGAGGACAUGUCAAUAGCAACCGCAACACUCACAGAAGUCUUUCUGGUUGUCCAAUUGCUGCAGCUGAAAAAAUGGCAAUGUCUCAGGAAAAAAAUCAGCAUGAGUCUCCCAAAACAGGGCAGUGCCAUGAUCUGGUCCACAGGACAAACUUGGUGAAACAACUUGAGUUAGCUCAGUAUAGCUGCAGAUCUGCCCAACCAAUCCCUUCCCCCAGAGCCACCAUUAUAAGAGAGCAAGAGAAAUGUGGCAAAGUCCCAUUUGACUAUGCUAGCUUUGAUGCCCAAGUCUUUGGCAAACAUUCAAUGGUGCCAACUAUGCAAGGAAACCCCCCCCCACAAUUCCUCGAAUCAAAGCAUUUUUCAAAUCCAGGGAAAUUUUCUAAUCGGCUGCCUAGUGCUAGCGCCCACACACAGAGCCCUUGCCAUGCCAACUCUUAUGGCUACGGUCAAUGUAGUGAAGACACCCACAUAGCAGCAGCUGCUGCAAUCCUGAACCUUUCCACCCACUGCAGGGAAGCAGCAGAGAUCCUCUCCAACAAACCACAGAGUCUGUCUGCCAAGGGAGCUGAUAUAGAAGUGGAUGAAAACGGCACCCUGGAUUUGAGCAUGAAAAAGAACCGAAACCAAGAAAAGGGUACCCCCCUAACUUCUUUCAGUGCAACAGUCCCCACUCCUUCCUCUUCUCCCUUCAAAACAGGCAGCAUUUUGGUCAAUGCCACCUUCUACCAGGCGUUGUGUGAGAAGGAAGGAUGGGAUAUGCCAAUCAACUACAGCAAGAGCCAGGCAAGAAAAGAGGAGGAGAAAGAGAAAGAUCCUGUGAGCUGUCCUGAAAAUCUGGGGGAAAAAAAAUACUCAGAUAUCUCGGUCCCUAGUCCAAAAUCCAAGCUCCAUUCAAGAGAUCUCAAAAAGGAACUGAUCACGUGUCCAACGCCAGGAUGCGAUGGCAGUGGUCAUGUGACAGGAAACUACGCAUCACACCGCAGUGUUUCCGGCUGCCCGUUAGCUGACAAGACCUUGAAAUCCUUGAUGGCUGCUAACUCUCAAGAGCUUAAGUGUCCCACUCCAGGGUGUGAUGGAUCUGGUCAUGUCACUGGAAACUAUGCCUCACACAGAAGCUUGUCUGGUUGUCCUCGUGCCAGGAAAGGUGGUCUCAAACUGUCUCCUACCAAGGAAGAAAAAGAAGACCCUGAACUUAAAUGUCCGGUGCUAGGCUGUGAUGGCCAAGGUCACAUAUCAGGUAAAUACACUUCUCAUCGCACUGCUUCGGGUUGUCCAAUGGCUGCCAAGAGACAGAAGGAGAGUCCUCUCAAUGGGUCUUCACUACCCUGGAAACUGAACAAGCAAGAGCUGCCACACUGUCCUUUGCCAGGCUGCAACGGGCUGGGUCAUGUUAAUAACGUUUUUGUCACCCACAGAAGUUUGUCUGGAUGUCCUCUGAAUGCACAAGCCUUAAAAAAGGGCAAAAUGUCUGAAGAACUAAUGACCGUAAAGUUGAAAGCAAGUGGAGGUUUAGAAAAUGAGGAGGAAAUCAGACAUUUGGAUGAAGAAAUAAAAGAACUGAAUGAAUCCAACCUUAAAAUUGAAGCUGACAUGAUGAAACUUCAGACACAGAUAACAUCUAUGGAAAGCAAUCUGAAAACAAUAGAAGAAGAGAACAAACUUAUAGAGCAGAACAACGAGAGCCUAUUAAAAGAGCUGGCUGGCCUAAGCCAAGCCCUCAUCUCCAGUCUGGCCGACAUUCAGCUUCCACAAAUGGGCCCAAUCAGUGAGCAGAAUUUUGAAGCAUAUGUAAAUACACUCACAGACAUGUACAGCAACUUGGAGCGGGAGUAUUCCUCGGACUGCAAGGCUCUGCUGGAAAGUAUCAGACAGGCAGUGAAGGGAAUCCACGUGUAA
Molecule: messenger RNA, 3197 nt
Organism: Rhineura floridana
Lineage: Eukaryota; Metazoa; Chordata; Lepidosauria; Squamata; Rhineuridae
Gene: ST18
Product: ST18 C2H2C-type zinc finger transcription factor
Exons: 21
Coding region: 63-3197 (1044 amino acids)
Biological process (GO): regulation of transcription by RNA polymerase II
Cellular component (GO): nucleus
Molecular function (GO): RNA polymerase II cis-regulatory region sequence-specific DNA binding; DNA-binding transcription factor activity, RNA polymerase II-specific; zinc ion binding
Source: RefSeq, a predicted model, not a curated record